UUACGCGAUGAUGAAGUUCUGCAAGGAUAGAUCUUGUGCAAGAGACAACCCUUCUCUACAUGCUAUUGCUUCCAGCGAUGCUACAUCUGUUAUUCCAUGCAACACAAGGGCCGAACUGCCCAUAAAAUUACCCUGUGUGUCUCGACAGACCGCUGCAGCAGCCCCGCUAGUCUGCACCCUGAAUUUUUGCAAAUCCUGCCGGCGGCGCUUUAGGUCGCGCUACUGCAUAUAAUAAUUAAGUAUAACAAGAAGAAAAUUAUUUUUCUUAAUUAACCUGGUAAAUCGGGUCCAACUACGGCGAGGCACAUCGGUAGAUCGAUGCAUGCAGGCCUAGUCUGUUUAUUUCUGCUGCAUGCAAUGCAACCCUAGCCGCCGUGUCGUGGAUCUUUUAUUCUCAGGGAGAAACAUCGAUCGACCCAGCUAACUACCCUAGACCAUGGGUACUGGAAGCGAUCGAUAUCCAAACAUGUCGCCCGCGCCGCCAACAUGGGUCGACCUCCCGCCGGAGCUCCUGGCCCUCGUCUCCGGCCGCCUGCACGAGGCGGCCGACUUCGUCCGCUUCCAUGCCGCCUGCACGCGGUGGCGGGACUCGCUGAGCCAUACGACGGCGCUCCGCCCGGCCUUCUUUCCCUGGCUCAUCGCCCCGCCAUCCGGCUAUGGCUCUUCCGUCGUCAAGCUCCGCUGCGUCUUCUCCAAGACAACCUACCUCGCGGCGGCGCCCGAGACGUUCUCCAGUCGCAGGUGGGUGGCGCGAGCCGACGGCUCGGCGGCCUGGUUCUCCGCCGCUGGCUCCGGGCUUACGCUCAUCGACCCUCUCACAGGAGAUGUUGCCACGUCCCUGCCGACCUUCCCGGAGGACGACGGCAAGACCACACGGAGGAUGGAGAUCUCCCGCGGCAUCAUAUAUGCCGACGGCACGGUCUUCCUGUACAACUUCACCUACCCCGACUACGUCGACCCCGAUGAGGACGACGACAAGUUAGAUGAGCAAAUCUACUUAUGUUUCAACACGGCCAUCCUUGGUCCCGGAGAUACCGCCUGGAAGUUCGCCCAGAGAGAGUUGGACGUGUACACCAAGUGGGACGCGAUGAAGGGGGAGUAUGAAAUCGAGAACAAUCGUUUACCGGCCGCGUACCCUGUUGACCACAGAAUGAAACUAGUGUGUGUGGACGGAGAAGAUUACAAUCUGAAGGACACCUGGACGUGGCACAUCCUGCCCGAGCUGACAGGCGACGAAAUCAUGGACGAGGAAGAGGAGAUCCUCAUCAGUGGCAUCCAAGAGGAAGAGAUCGACACCACCGGCUGGUACCUCGAGUCUUGCCAUAUCCUUGAGUCCCGCGGCGAGCUGCUGCAGGUGUCCGUCCUGGUUCAACAAGACAGGAGCUUCAUAUAUGAGGACGCAGCAGCCCAGGCGAGCGCGUUGGUUGUGUGGGUGCACGCGUUGGAGGAAGACACGGAUGCAGACGGUGGACGGAGGGUGAUGCGGUGGGCAAGGAGGGAUGGUCGGAGCUUCUCCGACCGGGUCAUGUUCUUGGGGUUCCCGACCAGCUUUGCCGUGGAAGCCACGAAGUUCCCUGGCGAGGAGGACUACCUGAGCGGCGGGUGCGUCUACUUGCUCCAGCACAGAAGGUUGGACUUACAUGGCUCGUCAUCGCGUGGCGUGUUCAGGUACAAUCUUCUCGACGACAAGGCUAAGUUCAUUGAGCAGCUACCUCCGGAGUGGAGCGGCCAGAAGAAAGCCGAUGCUUGCCUGUGGUUCAUGCCCCAGCCUUCCAUUGCCCCGAUCCAGGUAAUUAGAGAAAGGCUAGAGGCUCCAAGGGCAGACCAUCCAAAUAUGAGAAUUAGCACUUUUCGCAUGGAGGAACGACCAAAACAACCCAAGGUGCCUUUGUUCAGAUUCCUCGUGCAAAACCUACCUCCUGCUGUGGAUAGCUCUCGGCUGUGCACCUUCUUCGGUAAGCAUGGCCAAGUUUUGGCCACUAAGAUGAUCUCACCUGCAGGGACGGCAUGUGUUAUCAUGUUCGUGGAGAUGGUGAAUAGACUAGAUGAUGCCGAGGCCACCCUCGAUGGGCUAGUCUUGGAUGGUUGCACCCUGACGGUGAAGUGGUGACAGCAAAUUAAGGGGCCAUUUGCUAGUGUUUAAAUGGCCACCUACAAAUGAAGAGCAAGUACACUCGUUAAAAAGGCAUCAUCAUUCUCUUAAACCUCCACAUCGUCUCGAGAUACCAAUUAAUACGUUCAACAAUACAUCAUAUAUUUAAAUGUUAUGUCCAGUUCAUGUUUCUUCAUCAGCCACAAACUUGAUCGGUCUCGCCCAGGUUCUUUUCUGUUUCUGUGAGCGAGGAGAAGAAACCUGAGCUGGGGUGCUCUAGUUAUUUGCUAGCAUUUUGUCCGCUCUCUUUUGGUGAUAGGAAUUAAUGUCUGCAUGUAAACAUCUAUACAAUUUGAUGUGCUGAGGGUCUCA
Messenger RNA from Triticum aestivum (bread wheat), 2464 nucleotides. RefSeq lists its product as uncharacterized. Gene Ontology annotation, molecular function: protein binding; RNA binding. The transcript has 2 exons. NCBI's taxonomy places the organism in Eukaryota, Viridiplantae, Streptophyta, Magnoliopsida, Poales, Poaceae. The record is from RefSeq and is a predicted model, not a curated record. The coding region runs from base 437 to 2110 and encodes 557 amino acids.